AUGGGUGCGGAGGAUGGCGCAAACAAUUCCAAUCAGGGGUCUGAUAUCCUCUUCCGGGGAAAGAAAUUCUGGUUAUCACAGAAUAUCCCGCAGAAAAGUAGGUUCAAGGAACUCAUUACGGAACACGGCGGAAUUGUGAAACUACAAGACAAAGACGCAGACGUCAAGUUAGUCGAUCAUAAGAGGAAGAACCUCCCUUCGGAUACCUACUCAUACAAAUAUAUCGAAGACUCCAUCCGCAACAAACGGCUAGCAAGACUAGAAGACUACCACGCUGGUCCAUCACCUCAACGUCCUGUGGGAGCAACCUAUAUCCCAAGCAGGGGUGUCAAGGUUAUUUAUUCCAUGGAAGAUGACCAGCUGCUUUGGGACUAUGUCCAGCAAUUUGAGGGAAAGACUGGAGUUGCUAUCGGUGGGAAUAAGAUUUAUCAGGAUUUGGCAGCGAAAAACCCUAGACAUACUUGGCAGUCGUAUCGUGAUCGAUACUUGAAGAGAUUACGGGGCCAGCCUCGACCCGGUGGUAUGGAGGGGUCUGCAGCUCAGACAUCAGACUCAGGGCCUAGUUCGUCGGUUCCUCCUCGGGAUCCAAAGCCUGCCAGAAGUCAUCGACAGUCACCAGCUUCGACUACAGGUCGGGUUCCAAUAGUCUAUGAGAUCGGGGUCGACAAAGCUUUUUCAAGAGCUCCUAGUAUGAAUGCAGAAGAACGACCUUGGCAGAGGAUAGACCCAGUUGCGAACAACCCCGAUGAUCGAAAACGGAAAAGGUCAUCUAAUGCUGAACAUACUGAUCGUUCUCAAUCCAGACAGCAAGAAUCACCAGAGCAGAAGAGAAGAAGGGCCCCAGAGCCUGCGGCACGAGAAAUCUGGACACCACAAACAACCCACCAAGCUGAAACCACAGAGUACCGUAAUGACAAAGAACCAGAACGAGAACAACAGAACCAGUCCGAACAACCCGAAAACGAAGUCGAUAGCCUAUUCCUAGAACUCCCCUUCUUCCCCGCAACCCCAACCCCAGAACCCGAAGAGGAACAAAGCUUACAACCUGACAUCGACGACUGGAUCGAUGAUCACAUACACAGCGGCAGAGCAAAGAACGAUGCACAGGUGAUCGAAGCCCUGCGCUUCACGAGCAUGGAUCCAGGCCUAGCCGAUACGAUUCUGGAUAAUCUGGUCGCUGGAAAGGGGAUACCGGAUGAUAUGCCAGGGGUAUGGACACCAGAAGAUGAUAGGUGCUUGGAAGGUGCUAAUGCCCGGGAUAUCGAACGCGUGCUGAAGAAACAUGGAACGGAGUAUUUCAAUGUUAGAUGGGAAUACCUUGGUUUGGCGAGGGAUGCAGGGCUUGAGGAUCCUGGUGAUCAAUGA
Aspergillus ruber CBS 135680 is the source of this 1365-nucleotide messenger RNA. RefSeq names its product putative transcription factor Rap1. NCBI's taxonomy places the organism in Eukaryota, Fungi, Ascomycota, Eurotiomycetes, Eurotiales, Aspergillaceae. The transcript has 4 exons. Gene Ontology annotation, cellular component: shelterin complex. The coding region runs from base 1 to 1365 and encodes 454 amino acids. Gene Ontology annotation, molecular function: telomeric repeat DNA binding. The record is from RefSeq and is a predicted model, not a curated record. Gene Ontology annotation, biological process: telomere maintenance via telomere lengthening; regulation of DNA-templated transcription.